Messenger RNA from Drosophila persimilis, 644 nucleotides. RefSeq lists its product as uncharacterized. The transcript has 2 exons. Lineage: Eukaryota; Metazoa; Arthropoda; Insecta; Diptera; Drosophilidae. The record is from RefSeq and is a predicted model, not a curated record. The coding region runs from base 1 to 636 and encodes 211 amino acids.
AUGGACCCUUUAAUUGUUCAUGCAACUGAUAAAAGUAAUGCGACUGAUAAAAGUAAUGCAGCUGAUAAAAGUAAUGCCAAUUUAAGACGCGAUCUUCGCAGAAAAAAAAUAUUGGAUGAUGCUAAAAUACGUCUUGAAAAAUUGAAUGGCAGAGCUGCUUCACGUGAAACGGAUCUUUUCGACGAUGGAACACCAACUGUACUAUAUUCCGAUCCAGAGGUUGAACCAAGUAUCCCAAGUGGACGUAUUUUUUUACCGGAUGCUAAAUCUUCAAAAACCGGCAAAACAAAUUUGAUAAUAAAAAGAAAAGGUCAUAUUUUUUUAGCAUCUUGCUUGGGAUACUUAUUAGCUUUUUACACAGAAGGCAGUUUUUUUUUGCCGUUCAUUUUUUGUACAUCUUUGGAAUUAGUGUUUGGCAAAUAUCUAAAUCGAAAUAACAUGUCACAUAACAUGUCGUUUUUUCUGUUGUCUUUGGGUACAAACUUUAGCACCAAAAUUCAGCAGUUCAGCCAUGUUUUAACAAUUCUUCAAUCUAUCUUAGCUAAUCUUGCAGUAACUGUUUGUAUUUUAUGUACGGUCAGUUUUUUGUUAUUUCCAUUUAUGGAAAAUAUUAUUUUUUUAAAUAAAGUAAAAUGAACUACCAA